AUUUGUUCAAGGCAGUCCAAAAGUCUUGAAAUGAUAAAGUUUUUAUCUACAAUAGUGUUUCUUCUUGUUUUAGAAGUCAAUUUCAGUUUUGCAGGAAAAAAUGUUGUCUGCUACUACGCAACAUGGGCCACUUAUCGACCUGGAGAUGGAAAGUUUGACGUGGAAAACAUCGACCCCAACCUUUGCACCCACUUAAUGUAUGCGUUUUUCGGGCUCAAAUCCGAUGGUACCGUGGACUUUAUAGACACGUGGAACGAUUUGCCAGUUAACGGCGGUUUAAAUGCCAUCGCCAGGUUUAACAACUUAAAAAGGAAAAAUCCAUCGCUCAAAACAUUGGCCGCCAUCGGUGGAUGGAACUGGGGCUCCGCCAAAUUCUCGACGGUCGCCAAAAGUGCCACGUUGCGCAGCAAAUUCGCCACCGAGGCGCGAGUAUUCUGUCAAAAGUUCGGUUUUGAUGGAAUCGAUAUCGACUGGGAAUAUCCGGCGCAGCAGGACGGAGAUCCUUCGAUGGACAAGGCAAAUUUCGUGCUUAUGUUGAAAGAUUUGAAAACCGAAUUGAAAAAGUACGGACUGCUGCUGACGGUGGCCGUUGGAGCUGCUGAAAGUUCUGCUUCACAAUCGUACGACAUUCCCCAGAUAUCGAACAACGUUGACUUCAUCAACCUGAUGGAGUACGACUUUCAUAUGGCGUCGGAGGGAGUCACUGGACAUAAUGCUCCGUUGAAAGCCAGAUCCGCAGAGUUAAACACGUGGAAGAAUGAACUCAAUGUUUACAGUAGUGUGCAGUACUGGCUUAGCAAGGGAGCACCGGCGUCCAAGCUUAAUCUGGGAAUGCCGUUGUAUGGUCACACUUUCACCUUGGCGAGUGCAUCUAAUAAUGGAGUUGGAGCUCCUGUUACAGGUCCCGGAGUUAAAGGGCCCUACACACGAGCUGAUGGUACCUUGGGAUACAACGAGAUUUGUGAACGCAAGCUGACUGGAACGUGGAAAGAAGUGUUUGACAACGAGCAAAUGGUUCCCUACGCUUACAGUGGCAACCAAUGGAUUGGAUAUGAUAACGUUAAGAGCAUCACGGAAAAGUGCAACUUUAUCAAAACCAACGGUCUGGCGGGCGGAAUGUUCUGGUCGAUCGAAACCGAUGACUUUUUGGGAAAAUGUGGAACCAAAUUUGCGCUCAUUUCCGCCUUAAAAUCUUGUCUUGGAACAGGAACAGGCGCGAUAACGAACCCGUUAACGGUUACUACUACCACUACUACUACAACUAAGAAGCCAACUACACCCAGUAACUUCAAGUGCACGACGACCGGAUACUUCAGGGAUCCAGUGGACUGCACCAAGUUUUACUACUGCCAAGGAACUUACCGGAAUGAUUUUGUUUGUCCUGCUAGUUUAUACUAUUCACCUGCUAUAAAUAGGUGUGAUUGGCCACAAUAUGUUAAAUGUGCUCGAUCGGAAUCAACCACCCCACUGCUGGUCACCGGAUCCGACCUGGUUCACGGAUCACCGGCCACUACCGAGUUCAUCAAGCUGGCGGAAAUCUUCGAAGAUCCCGUUGAGGCGAACGGCAAGGUUAAGGCAAAACGAAACGUUCCACUUCGAGGCGUGGACGAGCACGAGCACGGUGAUUCGCUGUCCUUCAAGCCGGAACACAACGAGAAUGAGGAUGACUUGGCGGUCGCAGAAACCCAUCUGUUCCGGCCGCUUUUCAAGUACAAGUCGGUCAACUCCGAGCGCAGACACAUCCGGCAGCCGACGGUCACAACCAGCAUCACGGACGACGGUCCCGACGUGCACGACUACGUAAACUAUGACGAUCUGUCGUUCAGCAAGGAGUCCGGUGUCUUCGAAGCCGUAACGGAAACCAACCCAAACCAGGAAGAUCAACCCAUCCACGUCCACGCGGUUGUGAAGAGGAGUGACGUGCUUGUUCCCAGAUUACAGUCCAUUGCCCUGCUCAUCCCGGCAUCGGCGGCGUCUGCGACGUCGGUUUCGGCAGACGAAAGUGACAUGGAAGUCGCCGAGACGCACCUGUUCCGGCCCGUGUUUCGGUACAAAUCGCAAUACACCGAGAGGAGACGUGUCCGACAGCUGCCGGGACAGUUUGGUGCGGUGAUAGUGCAAAAGGCCACCAUCGACAAACACCUAAAAUCGCAAACCCACAUCGGAAAGGUCCAAAAGCAGCCAAAGGAUGUAACGCAUUCCGUGCAAAAACAAACAACGGUGGUGAGCGCAUUCCACAAAGCCACAGCAUCUCGUGAUGCGCGAAACGUUUCGCAAUUUGAACUCGUGGAAGCUUUCGCAUCUGCAAACAUUCCGCUGUACAAGCUUGAUCAUCCGAAGCUCCGAGACUACCUGUCAAGGAAUGUCAAAAACCUUGGAGUGCUUCCACAGUCCACGACCCUCCGAUCCCAAGUACUGCCUAAGGUUUUCGAUGUCGCACAGCAGGAACUGCGUCCAGCUGUUGCAGCAGCUUCUUCGAUCGUGACUGCCGCUGAUGAAGCCUCGGACCAGCAGGAUAGGUUUAUCUUGCACAUUGUUUUUAUCCUGCCCGUCACUUCCGGACAACAAGACAAGAUGGAGGCAGUCACUGCGGAUCUGGUUUUUCUGGAUAAGGUGAACGCUACAACCGUUUCGAGAGCUAUCAUUCAGACGUUGACCAAGUUUGACGUCGAUUUUGACAAGGUUGUCGUCGUGCUGACGGACAACGCAACUUACAUGACCAAGGCCGUGACCAGCUUGAAAGUGCUCCUGCCAAAUUGCAUUCACCUCACAUACAACGCUCACAUUCUGAGUCUGGUGGAACUGAACGAUCUGUUUAAAACGGAUUCGGUUCGGGUCGAUGUCGUCUUUAUCAUGAUGACCUCGGCCAAAUUGAUGGACCUGCUGACCUGGUUCGAGAACCGUCAAGUAACAAUCCAUUUGGCUUACAACAAGGUGGUUGACCUGAUGGCCGGGUUCGGUUCCAAGGGAGAGAAGGAGAAAAACAAGAUCUACAAGAAGGCGUUUCAAGAUGCAGCUGCCAAGCUGAACCAAUACUACACCGAAACACCGAAACUUUCACCAGUCAACUGUAUGGUAUUACCCCCAAUUCAAUCUUAUAUAAAGAGAAGUAGAGUAUCAAUUCCGAUUAGUUUUCAUCGGAAUUUGACGCCACAACGAACGUCUAAUCGCGUCACCUCGAGAAUCAUGACACCAGUCUUUGCCAUUGGAUUACCACUGAUGGCACUUAUAAUUUCAACUUUUGCAAUCGAACCAUCAGGAAACAUUGUGUGCUAUUACGGAACUUGGGCCACCUACCGUAACGGAGCGGGUCGUUUCGCAGUAGAACAUAUCGAUCCGUUCCUGUGCACGCACCUCAUCUAUGCCUUCGUCGGAAUUCACCAGAAUGGAACCAUCUCGAUACUGGAUCCUUGGCUGGACUUGGAGGACAAUUGGGGUUUGGGAACGAUGCGGAAGUUCAACGAUUUAAAGCUGGUGAACCCGAAGCUGAAAACUCUGGUAGCGAUUGGUGGCUGGAACGAGGGCUCACUAAAGUUUUCAACCGUUGCCCAGAGUCCAGCAUUGAGGUUGCGAUUGGCGAAAGAUGCCGCGAAAUUUUGUAAACGGAUGGGAUUCGAUGGGCUCGACGUAGAUUGGGAGUACCCUGGGCAGAGGGACGGAGACCCAAGCGUUGAUCGAGAAAACUUUGUUGAAUUGCUGUCGGAUUUGAAGCAGGAAUUCUCCAAUCGAGGACUGCUUCUGACUGCUGCGGUGGCGGCAGCGGAGAACUCGGCAGCUAUUUCGUACAACAUUUCUGGGAUUUCGACACAUUUGGAUUUCAUAAAUCUAAUGGCGUAUGAUUUACACGGUCCUUGGGAAUCUGUAACAGGUCAAAACGCGCCUCUCUACGCUGGUUUAAAUGACAAAACCGAAGUUCAACGUCAACUGAACGUACAGGCUUGUGUUAGCUACUGGAUUCGGCAAGGUGCUCCUGCCGAGAAGCUUAACCUGGGGGUAGCAUUCUACGGAAGAUCAUUUACGCUGCGAAAUGCUGGUGACAAUGGGAUUGGAGCUCCCGCCGGUGGACCUGGCCGUGCUGGACCGUAUACGUACGAAUCGGGAUUUCUUGGUUACAAUGAGAUUUGUGAAAAGUUACAAUUUGAGAAGUGGAACCACUGCUGGGACAACGAGCAACAGGCUCCUUACGCGUACAGUGCGAAUCAAUGGGUUGGCUACGACGACCCAGAAAGCAUCACAUUGAAGGCCAACUUUAUUAAGCGAUACGGAUUAGCCGGAGCAAUGGUAUGGUCAAUCGAAACGGAUGAUUUUCACGGCAAAUGUGGUGAAAGGUUUGCCCUGCUCUCAACGCUCAACAAGGGAUUAGAGCAUGAUGAGGUGACUAGUACAACCACCAACGCACCAACUACUAUCAGCACUUCAACGCAUCACCCUGAAAGCACUACCACUACGGAAGAAGGAACCACCAGCAUCUGGGCAUCAACUAGUACAACUACUGAGGAUCCUGGCCCGAUUAAAUGUGUUGAAACUGGAUACUUCCGAGACCCAGAAGAUUGUUCUAAAUUUUAUUUCUGCGAGGGUGCCACCCUACAUAGCUUUCAAUGCCCGGCAGGAUUGUAUUUUGAUCUUUCGAUACUAAGCUGUAACUAUCCAGAAAGGGUAGAAUGUUGUGGCAGUAUUGUUCUGGGGUUGGUGCUUCUUACUCUAUCAAUUUCGAUGGCAUUAACUGAAAAGAAAAUCGUGUGCUAUGUGGGAACGUGGUCCGUUUAUAGGCCAAACCGUGGCUCGUUCAACAUAGAAAACAUCGAACCUUCGCUGUGUACGCAUUUGAUGUACGCCUUCUUCGGAAUCAAUGAAGAUGGAACCAUUCGGAUUAUUGACCCGUACUUGGAUUUGGAGGAAAACUGGGGCCGAGGUCACAUAAAGCGAUUCAACGAGCUUAAACUACAGCAUCCAAAGCUCAAGACGAUGGCCGCCGUCGGUGGAUGGAACGAACGGUCUCAUCCGUUUUCUGUGGUUGCUGCUAGUCCAACUCUUCGACAGCGAUUCAUCAAAGACAGUAUCAAAUUUUGCAAAAAACACAACUUUGACGGGAUCGAUCUGGACUGGGAGUACCCUGGACAACGCGACGGUAACGAAUUAGUUGAUCGUGAAAAUCACGCAACUUGGUUGGAAGAAAUACGACGAGAAUUUGAUCGUGAAGGACUCCUCCUUUCUGCUGCAGUGGCAUCGGCGGAAUUUUCCGCCAGCAGGUCGUACGACAUUCCACGGGUUUCAGCAGCACUGCAUUUCAUCAACGUGAUGACCUACGAUAUGCACGGUUCGUGGGAUCCCUACACGGGGUUCAAUUCCCCACUCUACUCCGGAGCUAAGGAUGUGACGGACCUGCAGCAGCAACUCAACGUAAAUGCAAGCAUUCACUAUUGGAUCGAGCUGGGUGCUCCAAAGGAAAAGAUCGUAAUGGGCAUUCCUUCCUAUGGAAGGACCUUCACUCUGGUAGACGCGAGCGUCAAUGGAGUUGAAGCACCUGCCUCGGGUCCGGGAAAGGCCGGACAGUAUUCAAGAGAAGCAGGGAUGAUUGGGUACAAUGAACUAUGUGAAAAGUUUCUUUCGGAAAAAUGGGAUAUUACUUGCAAUGAGAAACAGUUGGUCUGCUAUGCCACCAGUGGAAAUCAGUGGAUCAGCUUCGAGGACGUCAAAUCUGUGGCGCACAAGAUGGACUACUUCUCCCAAAUGAACCUCGGCGGCGUAAUGGUUUGGUCGCUGGAAACGGACGACUUCCAUGGCGUUUGUCACGAUACGCGAUACGCGCUGAUGAGCGUCAUUUACGAGCACAUUUACGGACAAUCACCACCGUUGAACAACACGACCACUGCCACUCCUCCUCCAUCAGGUUCCUCUCCGACUCCUCCUGGUGGCUGUUCACCCGAGGGCGUGUUCCCGAACGAAGAAGUCUGCGACAAGUACUUCAUCUGUGACUCCAACGGACGUCGGUUCGAUUUUUCCUGUCCGGCCGGAUUGCUGUUUGACCCCGUGCUUGCUCUUUGCAACUGGCCCCAUCUGGUUGAUUGUGAUUUGUGAUUUAAAAUUGAUUCUUUGUGUUCUAUUUGAAAUAAAAAUACUUUUUAUUUAAAGCUUCUCGCAUAGCAGAGCA
Messenger RNA from Culex quinquefasciatus (southern house mosquito), 6151 nucleotides. RefSeq lists its product as uncharacterized. Gene Ontology annotation, biological process: carbohydrate metabolic process; chitin catabolic process. The coding region runs from base 31 to 6078 and encodes 2015 amino acids. Gene Ontology annotation, molecular function: chitinase activity; chitin binding. The record is from RefSeq and is a predicted model, not a curated record. Gene Ontology annotation, cellular component: extracellular region. The transcript is spliced from 15 exons. NCBI's taxonomy places the organism in Eukaryota, Metazoa, Arthropoda, Insecta, Diptera, Culicidae.